CUAGAGGCAGCAGUGCUGAGAAGACAGGGUGGGAGCUGAGCCCCCAGGUCCCACCCCCAGCUCCCAGGGCCCAUGCCUGUGGAGAAAGACUGGAUACCCUGAUAGGCCGGGAAGGGUUCUGCAGCUGCCCUCCUGCUGAGGCUGGCCUGCGACAGCAGCGGUUCAGCCCCAGCGCCCCCCGCGCCCGCAACCACUCGGCCAUGGGUACCACAGGCUCCUGGGCGCUGGCCGGCCUCUGCCUCCCAGCGCAGCCCCGGCCCGCCUGGCUCAGGGUGGCUGCGCUGGGACUGGCCGCGGUGGCUCUGGGGACGGUCUGCGCGGCCCGGGCGUUGCCCGCGGCUGCAGCAGGUGGGCACGUGUCGCAGCUCUGGAUCUACCUGGUCAAGUCCUGCAAGGGGGUGCCGGUGAGCGAGGCCCAGUGCUCGGCCAUGGUUCUGCGCAGCAGCCACCUGCCGGACAGGUUUUGGCUUGUGAUCAGCGGGAAGGGGAACAUGGUCAUUGCUCGCCAGGAACCUCACCUUGUCCUGAUUUCUCUUCCCUGUGAGGCCGACACCUGGAUCCUCAGUGCAGCUCAUAUGAAGGACCUGCUGCUGCCCAUUGAGACACCCACCACAAAUGCAGUGGUCAAGGGCAGCUCACUCUCUUACUUCUUCUUCUUCCCUGCUGGUCACCUUGAAUCUUGCCCCUUGCCCCACUUAGAAACCCCGGCCUUCUUUAAAAGCCCAGAUAAAAAGCCGUCUCCCCUGAAAAGAUUCGUGGAACGAGCUUCUUAUUCACAACUUGGAACUAAAAAGGAUGAUAGCUUGUUCCAGACUUUGACGGGAAUGAUGGUCUCCGGAGCUGGGCAACGUGGCGGUGCUGUGUGGGGUGGAUGCUUGCCUCAGUCAAGAAGAAACCACAUGCUCUUUGAGCUUUUGCUUCUGUUUGGCUGGGACUCAUCAUGGACUCUCUUCUACCGCAGUUAUCCCCUGUGGGAUCCUUCUGAACAAAAAUUAUACGGAAAAUCACCUCUUGGGCAGUAUUUUGUUCUAGAAAACCCAGGGACAAAGUGGGAGACUUUGUAAUGGGAAUCAUCAGAUGUCUUUUAAAAACGUCCUCAAAAGUGCCAACACUUGAAGUGCGGUGUUUUGGAACUUCAGCAUUUUCUUUAGGUCUGUGAUUUCCAAGUUUUUUGCACAUCUUUGUAUCUCAAUGCUACCAGUGUCCUGGUGCUCAAAGCCAAGAAAUAUCGUCUUGAUAACUUAGUAGGAUCUCAGGAAGCCACUUAAAUGAUAAGAUUCUGAAAACUCCCUGCUUAACUCUUGAUUGUGGAAUAAUACUUUCUCCUUCUUCAUUCACCUACUAGAGUGCUAACCUCCAUCAUCUCAUUACCACUUCUUAGGGAAAGAGAAAAGAAAGGGGAAUAGUGGGUGAGUGAGAGGAAAGUCCUGGAAGGUUUUAUUAUCUCAUGCACAGGGCAUGCAAUGGAAAUUAAAUAGGUCCCCAAAUAAGGCUGGAAUGUCACUUCAUUUUUCUCCUUCAGCCCAGGCUAGCUUUUGAAAAGUCAUGUAGAGCUUGACCUUCAGGAAACACUUAAGAACCAUACGUCAUCUAAGAUCUGUCACUAUUGCUCCGUAGACAGUGUCCAAGAGGAUUGGAAGAAUCCUUCUUAGCACACAGCGCCUCUGGGCUGUGGGACAGCAGAAAUGUAAGGUGGGAAAACCACUCCUGAGAGCAGUGUUGCUUUCAGACUCUGACAUGGAACGUGUGAAAAGCAAGAUCAACAAAAACCUUCCUUGCCAUGAAACAAAGUAUCAUAUAUAUCCCAUUUAUGAUCCCGAACUUCUCCCAAUAUAUGAGUGAACAGUAGCACUAGAGAGGGCAACACCCCUAGUUUGAUGUCUGAGAUGAUGUUGGAUGUUACCAGGGAAAAGAUGAUGCCCCUUUUCACGUAAGAGCAAAAAGGCACCUUUUUGAAAGGAGGUGGUGCCAUCUAGUGG
Rhinolophus ferrumequinum (greater horseshoe bat) is the source of this 1979-nucleotide messenger RNA. RefSeq names its product mitochondrial amidoxime-reducing component 1-like. The record is from RefSeq and is a predicted model, not a curated record. Lineage: Eukaryota; Metazoa; Chordata; Mammalia; Chiroptera; Rhinolophidae.